This is a messenger RNA of Pungitius pungitius (ninespine stickleback), 1221 nucleotides long. It is a transcript of the gene carhsp1, whose product is annotated as calcium regulated heat stable protein 1. Gene Ontology annotation, cellular component: cytoplasm. The record is from RefSeq and is a predicted model, not a curated record. Gene Ontology annotation, molecular function: mRNA 3'-UTR binding. Gene Ontology annotation, biological process: regulation of mRNA stability. The transcript has 5 exons. The coding region runs from base 367 to 843 and encodes 158 amino acids. Lineage: Eukaryota; Metazoa; Chordata; Actinopteri; Perciformes; Gasterosteidae.
GACAAAUUGUGUGGGAGCGCUCGAGCCCUGCUGCUCUCCCCCCGGUCAAGAAGCAUCCUGCCCAGAGAGGCGGUGAUUAGAUUUCCCCUCUGGUGUUUCCGGUUGAGAUGGAUCAGACGCUGUCUCCUUGCAGACAUGCAGCAGACUCUGUGAAGCCUUCCUUUCACUCGAAUGAAAGGGAUCUCUAAGAAGUCUGGUGAACGCCUGUGUGUCGCUGUUGUUCAUCAUCGUCCAGCCAAGUAAAGAAAGCGGAUUCCCCUGAGCGAGACGGGAAGUGAAGAAGGUUCACCGUAGAAGGUGUUUAACGUCUUCUUCAGUGAGCGACCCCUCCCUUCCUCUUGGCCCUUCGACUCAACCUCCUUCACGAUGUCAUCUCAGGCCACGCCCAUCCAGGGAUCACGACCCAUGACCCCACCGCUGAUCUCCACAGAAUCCCCAGUGUCACCAGAGUCCCUGCACCCGCCGGCCGGCAGACACAGAGACCGCUCGCCUUCCCCCAUGAGAGGCUACCUCGUCCCCAGCCCCCUGCCCACACGCAGGACCAGGACCUACUCGGCGGCGACUCGCGCGGCAGAAGGUCCGGCGUUUACCGGCGUGUGUAAAUGCUUCUCGCGCUCAAAGGGCCACGGCUUCAUCACGCCAUCAGACGGGGGCGCUGAUAUCUUCGUCCACAUCUCUGACAUCGAGGGCGAGUACGUGCCGUUGGAGGGCGACGAGGUGAGCUACAAGAUCUGCUCCAUCCCUCCCAAGCAGCAGAAGGUCCAGGCGGUGGAGGUGACCAUCACCCACCUGAAGCCGGGGAGCAAGCACGAGACCUGGAGUGGACAGGUCGUCAGCGACUGAGCGCCGUCCCUCAUCAGAGGGGGAGGGGGGGGGGGGGGGGCGUUAGGGUAGUCUUAGGGAUGCAUUGAUCAUCUCGUAGUUCUCUCAUGGUUGGCUCUACCUGGGGGGGGGUGAGUCACUGAAUGGAUAGAUGUUUAUCUCAUGCUAACGUGAGCUCCUCUGCAGACCCUUGUGCUUCAUUUGAUCAGGAAAACUCAUUUAGACGAAUACUUCUACUUCUUUGGGAUUCAUUUGGAAGAGUUCAAUCCACAGCCAGCGUUACGAGUGGCGACGGGAGAGAGCUGUGGGGGGGGCGGGGGGCGUGUUGGUUGUUGUUCCUGUUUUACUGGUUGCUUCUACCCAGAGGACUCGCAGGCCUCGUCUGUAUUUCAUCCUGUG